AUGUUACUUCUGGGAAGCAGUCUGAUCAAACACAUUGAAGCGCGCGAUUUGCCAGCAGAAGAAAAUGUAGAAAAUGUUGUUAAAUCAUUCAGCGGAUGCACGAUUGAACGUUUGCUGAAAAUCUAUGAAAAAAGAAAACGUUCAUGGAUGCAAAAUCAACAAGCGGUCUACAUUUCAAUCGGAACUAACACACCAGGAAGAAAAAAUUCACAUUUGGCGAUAAAAGAGAUGGUAAAACUAUUAGGUCAUAUUCAUAAAGACUAUCCGUCGAUAUCCCUGACUCUCGUCAAAGUGCCUUACCGACAACAUCAGUGUAAUCCUGAUCCAAUGAAAAAAGAUGUGUUUGCAUUAGCCGAUGGUCAAAUAUGUUACGGUCCAUUAUCACUGUUCGAAUAUAAUAAUCAUCUAGAAAAUAAAAGAAUUGGUUAUGAAAAUGUUAAAAUGAUUGACAACCCACUAGAAUGCAAAGAAUAUUUUAUUAUUGAUAAUCCCACAAUAAAUGAUGUUGAUGUGAUCGAGAUAGAUGCGCCGAAUGGUAUAAUUUAUAUAAAAGAGAUGCCCCUUAAAAUGCAAAUGAUAACAUCAGCAAUAAGUCCAGAAAAUUUACAAGAUCAACAUGCUGACGAGCAAUCACAAACUGCUCAAAUAAUGACACCAUCGCCGGCAUCAAACUCAAAACAAAUGCGAUUACAACAAAAAACAUGUUCAAAUACAGAUUUAAUCUGUCGCUCUCGUCCCAAUUUCCAAUCUGGAUCAAUAUCCGAUGAUGACUUGGUAGGAAGUGUCAACACAACGCCAUUAAAAUUGGCUAAACACAAUUGCUAUUCGAGUCAAAAGCAAUCAUCGACUGUUUUAUCCCAAUCAGCUGUUGUGAAACGUGUCACCGGUCAACAUCUUCAUUUGUUAACGCCGUUACGUAGUGCUCUUCAACCAUCGAAGAUAUGUCAAAAAGUAACUCGUAUUACUAGUACUGAUAUAGCAACACCGUUGAAUACCGUUCGUUCAACAACGACAACACCUGUCAAUCGAAAAGGAAUUAAAUCAUCUGGUUAUGGACAACGACAACCAGCUACAAUAGCUAGUUUUAGACGAGCAACACCAUUAACAAGAAAAUAA
This is a messenger RNA of Didymodactylos carnosus, 1116 nucleotides long. The record is from the annotation of a GenBank genome assembly. NCBI's taxonomy places the organism in Eukaryota, Metazoa, Rotifera, Eurotatoria, Philodinida, Philodinidae.